Nerophis lumbriciformis (worm pipefish) is the source of this 1203-nucleotide messenger RNA. Lineage: Eukaryota; Metazoa; Chordata; Actinopteri; Syngnathiformes; Syngnathidae. The record is from RefSeq and is a predicted model, not a curated record.
AUGAGCACCAAGCAGGUCACCUGCCGGUACUUUCUGCAUGGCGUGUGCCGGGAGGGCAGCCGCUGCAUGUUCUCUCACGACCCGUCCAGCAGCAAACCCUCCACCAUCUGCAAGUUCUACCAGAGAGGAGUCUGCGCCUACGGGGAGCGAUGCAGAUACGACCACAUCAAGCCGUCCUACAGGGGAGGAGGCGGAGCGUCAGACGGCAAGGUCGGCCCCGGAGGCGGAGCUCCGCUCAGAAAACCCACGAGAGACGCCCAAGGACCUCUGGACGGUGUUUUUGGGGGUCCUCCGCCUCUAGGCCCGGGUCCCGAGGCGUCGACGGCGUCUCCCCACUCCUACGUGGACGCCAUCCGAACGGGCCUGGAAGCGUCUGCGCCCGAACAAGCCCCUCCCCAGAUGGGCGGAGCCUACCGAGAUUUUACCCAGCUGUGCCCGUACGCUGCCGCCACUGGCAGAUGCUUCUACGAGGGCGACUGCCCGUACCUCCACGGGGAUCGCUGCGAAGUGUGCCGGCUGCCUGUGCUACACCCGCACGACGCCGAGCAGAGGCGGGCCCACGAAAAGAUGUGUAUGCUGGCCUUCGAGAGAGACAUGGAAAAAGCCUUUGCUGCGCAGCUCAGCCAAGACAAGGUGUGCUCCAUUUGCAUGGAGGUGGUGGUUCAGAAGGCAGUCCCGUCGGAGCGCCGCUUUGGAAUUUUGUCGGCGUGCUGCCACGUCUUCUGCCUGGCCUGCAUCAGGCAGUGGCGAUGCACGCGCAACUUCAGCAACAAGAUCAUCAAGUCAUGUCCCGAGUGCCGUGUGGUGUCAGAGUUCGUCAUCCCGUCGGUGUACUGGGUGGAGGAGCAGGAGGACAAAGAUAACCUGAUCGAACUCUUCAAAUCCGGAGUCAGCAAGAAGGCGUGCAAGUACUUCGACCAGGGCCGCGGCUCGUGCCCCUUUGGAGCCAAGUGUCUCUACCUCCACGCCUUCCCGGACGGUAGCCGGGCGGAGGCAGACAAGCCGCGCAAGCAGCUGGGCUCGGAGGGCAACGUCCGGUUCAUGAACAACGUGCGUUUGUGGGACUUCAUCGAAGAGCGCGAGCAGCGCCCUCGGCCGCCGGCGCCGGACGACGACAUGGCCGAGCUGCGCGAGCUCUUCAUGCAGAUGUCGGCGCCGGGAAACGAUGGGCCCGAGACGCCGCCGGAACCGCCUAGGCAGUAG